Molecule: messenger RNA, 2851 nt
Organism: Synchiropus splendidus (mandarinfish)
Lineage: Eukaryota; Metazoa; Chordata; Actinopteri; Syngnathiformes; Callionymidae
Gene: pof1b
Product: POF1B actin binding protein
Exons: 13
Coding region: 162-1748 (528 amino acids)
Biological process (GO): epithelial cell morphogenesis; bicellular tight junction assembly; actin filament organization
Cellular component (GO): adherens junction; bicellular tight junction; actin filament
Molecular function (GO): actin filament binding
Source: RefSeq, a predicted model, not a curated record
CUCCUCCCCCGCCGUGACUCCUCGAACCGGACUUUCUACUCACCCGAGCCCGCGAAGGAGGAAGUGAGCCCGGUGCUGCUUCGACGACCAACUUUUAAUCUCUUCAGGAGACUUUGAAAAAGUUGUUCCUGGCAGUUCUGGCUCUGUUCUGAUCCACAACCAUGUCCGUCCAGACGAGCAGGAAAACUACGACGACCAGCUACCGGACCGUGAACGUCGCUUCACCGGAGCCGCCGGUCGCCACCACCAGUCGGACUGUGAUCUCCAGCGGUCAGGUUUCUCCACUGCCCUACGCGGUGAACGGUUCCUAUGAGACGGUUCGGUACCUGGUUCCGAUGCAGCAGCCCGUGCAGCAGCAGUCGUACGUGUUGAUGCAGCAGCCGAUGAUGCAGCAGAUGGUGUCGCCAGUUUACCUGCAGACGAUGCCGCACCUGAGCGUCAGCAGCCACGAAUCCGACAUGAUGUACCAGCAGCGGAGCGCCAGCGUCAGCGGGAUGUCGUCAGUGUUCAGCCAGUCGUCCAGUCCCAUCAAGAGCCCGGAGCCCAGCGUGGAGGAUGAGGUGGAGGAAGAGGAGGAGGAAGAGGAGGAAUCGGUGGAGGUGGAAGAGACGGAGAUAGUCAACAUCGUCCAGCAGAAGCCGCCGCCGGCCAUCGGGAAGAUCUCCAGGACGGAGGUGAGGACGGAGCUGCGCGACAUUCCGCAGCCCGCCAAGAUGGACACGCGCUACUUCGGCGAGCUGCUGGCCGACGUCUACAGGAAGAACUGCGACAUCCACUCGUGCAUCUCGGAGAACGUGUCCAAGAUCCAGGGAAACAAACGUCUGGAUACAAAAGACUACAAGGUGGAGAGGGACGAGGUGGAGUCUCUGAUCCCCAAAGGAGCCACUGAACUCACCAAGCAACAGAUCCGCUACCUGCUGCAGACCCGCCUGACUGCAGACAAGAGCAUGCGCCUGCUGCUCUCCACCUUCAGCAGCCUGAGAGAGGAGCUGCUGCACAUGUCCGAGGACCUGCGGCGCCUGGAGAGUGAGAAGGAGUCUCUGGAGCGGGAUCUGAGUUUCAAAGCGGACCAGGCGCGGCAGUACGACAGUCUGCUGGAGGCCGUCAGAGAGAACAACCGACAGCUGCAGCUCUCCCUGAAGGAGACCACGUCGGCGCAGAGGACUCUGGAGAGUCAGCUGAUGAGCAGCCGCAGCGACGACUCCAGCCGCGAGUUCCGCCUCAAGGAGCUGGAGGGACGAAUCCGAACUCUGGAGAAGGAGAACGAGAUGCUGCGGCAGAAGAACGCGGGUCAGGCCAGCAGCUCCGCUCUGCACAUCAAGACGGAGGAGCUGUCGCGUCAGUACCAGGACCAGCUGAGCGCCAUGAGACAGGAGAAGGACCAGGAGAUCCAGAGGCUGCGGUCUCAGAUCACCAAGAUCACGACUGAAAUCCACACCGACAAGUCCUCGUCCUCAUCCUCAGAGAAGAGUCUGCAGCUGAAGAUCUCCGAGCUUUUGGCCAUGCUGGACCAGCGGCAGAGCACCAUCACCCGGCAGGAGGAGGAGAUCCGGAGGCUGAUGUCGGAGAGGAACAGCAGCAGCAGCAGCAGCAACCAGAGCGUCACCAAGACCGUCAUCACCAAGAGGUACAGGAACCAGUACCCCAUCCUGGGCCUGCUGAGCGACGACUACCAGACCGCAUCGCCCGUCAGUGAAGCCAGGACCAUCACCAUCGAGAGCAGCGGAGGGAGCAUCAGGAAGGUCUGAAGGACCAGGACGCCCCCCCCCCCACCUCCACACUCCUCCAAAGCAUGCCCACCCCCCUCCUCAUGGCUUUCUGGUAUGGUGGUGGUUCAAAUCCCUCUCUGUCUCUCUGACACAAUCUUUGGCUUUGAGCAAAUUUGGGGCUUUUUUUUAAGCGAGUCAAAAUCAUUGAAAAAAACAAAUCUGAAGGAGGUGGCGGCGAGCUUGACCACCGGGAGCUGGUGACCUGAUGAUCGCACUCUUUCGUCACUCACUGUCCUUUGAUACUUUCAAUAAAGUGUUUCUUAAAACGUCAAACUUUCAUAGGAAGCACUUCAAAGCGCAGCGCCAUCACGCUCCAACUGCACAGCACUUGUGGAAAUAUGUGUGUUUGUGAGACGACCAUGUGUGCAGCGGCUGACUCCGCUCACGUCUUGGUGUCAACACGACUCGCCGAAAUCCUCCAGGGGAAGUACACAGACACGUGCGGGUGUUUAGCACACACACUCCUUAAGAUCAACACAGUGGACACGUGGACUCACCUGUGGUGCAGUGAAGGCUCCCAGCUGUCCCAGCAGCACCUCACCUCUGUCGGUACCUGGCCGCCCAGGGACAAAGGAAUGGACUUUGUUGGGUGUAAAUAUUUAAAUAGUUAUUUGUACAACAGUGCUUGUUAUUUCACUGCUGAUGCAGACGGACUUGUCGGUCUCUGCUCCAGUGUUGUGCUCAGAACGUGGUGAGGAAGUGCAUGUGGUUGCAGAGGAGCAGGUGGAUUUGGGAGGUUUAGAGCGCGUUGUCAAGACAACCUGAAUGUUUACUGUGUCUCGAGUUUUGUGUUGUUCUAGCUCUGUCCUUUUUUUGUGUGUGGAGAAAACUCGAAUUCCUGGAAAAUAAACUGGCUGUAGUUUCUAAACCAGCGUUCACUGCCUCAGCUCCAACUGUGAGGUGACGGUGACCAUGAAGUUUCUGUAGCGCGGAUAUCAGAAAUUGUCGUAUACAGACCUCAAGAUUAGUUUUUUUUUCCUGCUCAUGAUUUUAUUUCAUUGAAAGAGUUGUUUCUAUUUGUUUUUCUUUGCUUUUUACGGUGGUAGUUAUAUAAUUAACAGUGUCUUCGCAAUAAAGUGAAU